This is a messenger RNA of Spodoptera littoralis (African cotton leafworm), 693 nucleotides long. NCBI's taxonomy places the organism in Eukaryota, Metazoa, Arthropoda, Insecta, Lepidoptera, Noctuidae. The record is from the annotation of a GenBank genome assembly.
AUGUCGGUGUCUCGUCUGCUCCUCCACCGGGCUCCCGGCAGCCCUCCAGCGCGAGCCGUGAUGAUGCUGAGCGACAUGCUAGGCCUGCAAAUGGAAUAUAAUGACGUAAAAUUCUUGCAACUAGAACAUAAGUCCCCCGAGUUCAAAAAGUUAAAUCCCAUGGGUACAGUGCCGGUUCUCCAAGAUGGUGACUUCAUUGUUUCUGAAAGCCACGCCAUAAUGAAGUACCUACUAUCUAAGUACGGCGGUGACAAGCGUGAGCUGCUGUACCCGAGCGACGUGCGCACGCGCGCUGUAGUGGACCAGUGCAUGUUCUUCAACGCUGGCGUCUUCUUUGCGGCUUUUAUGUCGGUUGGGCGAGAAACGUUCACGGGCCGUAUAUACAAGCCAACAGCCCAACACAUACAGGAAAUAGAGACCUCGUACUCCGUGGUAGACGCCUACCUGCAGGACAGGCCCUACGUGGCCACCGACCGACUGACCUUAGCUGACCUCGCCGUCGGAGCAACGGCCUCCACCGCGCAGGUCUUCAUUAAAAUGGAUGCUGAAAAAUUUCCCCGCUGCGCUGACUGGAUAUCUCGUCUACAUGAGGAGCAAGUAUUCAAAACUGUCAUGUUGCCCGGCGUCGCUUUCUUUGCGAAAGUCAUCAACAAAAUCUGGGAGCACAAUAAGUCGAAACUAGAAAAGAAAUAA